Messenger RNA from Parathielavia appendiculata, 1782 nucleotides. RefSeq names its product PLP-dependent transferase. Gene Ontology annotation, molecular function: pyridoxal phosphate binding; cystathionine gamma-synthase activity. Bases 1 to 1782 code for a protein of 593 amino acids. The transcript has 4 exons. The record is from RefSeq and is a predicted model, not a curated record. Gene Ontology annotation, biological process: transsulfuration. Lineage: Eukaryota; Fungi; Ascomycota; Sordariomycetes; Sordariales; Chaetomiaceae.
AUGAAGACAAUCGCUGAGCCUGAGGAAUUGGCGUUGGGCACAUCGCUCCCGCCAGGAGAUCACCAUGGCGUCAGUGUCCACUUGCCAAACUGGCAAGACACCGUCGGCUGGGCUUCGCGCGAGCCUCGAGUUCUCGACGCAAUGAAGACGGGAUACCCGCGUUUCUUCAUCCACCGAAUCGUCCUUGGACUUGCGAUGCGACUUCUCGAAAGACUCCGGUCCGGGGAGAAUGCUCCAGGCUCGAAGGAGCCGGAAGAGAGGCUUGCCGUCAUACUGAGUUCGAUCCGCCAUGGCCAGUUGUGUCGCAAAGCGCUUAUAGAGUGGAGUACGCAACGAGAAGGGCAUACCACCUGCAGCUCGGCCGGCAUUGGAAUUUACAUCGUCACUUGGGAGGGCAGGAUCAGCGCGGUAGAGGAUAACGAAGAAUGUCUCAACGAGCUUGCGCAGAACCGAAGCAUCGGCGAAGAGGACAUCAUCCUGGUAUCGUACCCAUUCGAGCUGGCCAUGGAAGCGAAGUCCUUUUGGCAGCACACCGGUUUUGGCAACUCCAGCAGACGAGCCACACAUUGGCUGGAGCAUGCGCCUUUCCUCAACCCUCAAGUGCCAGAGACUACGUUACCUUCACCCGCCGAGAGGCGUCACAGCGUCGGCAAGGCACGGGCUGCAUUAAAGAAGCGGAUCGCAGCCGGCCACUCAUCCAACACCUUCACGGUUUCGCCCAACAAUGUCUUCCUCUUCCUGACAGGCAUGACCGCCAUCGUCGAAACAGCCGACGCAAUCAAGACUCUGCGCUCGGCCACCACGGACAGCCCUUACCGCGUAGCAGUUUUUGGCUUCCUCUACGUCGAUACCUUCAAAGUCCUCCAUCGCGUCUUAGGCUACGAGCCGACCCUCUACAAGUACACCACUUCCGACCUAGACGCCCUUGAAGCCGCGCUUCUUUUCUCCUCGUCCUCGUCUCCUUCCUCUUCCUCCCCCACUCAAACCCCCCCAAAAUUCGACGCCAUCAUCACCGAAUUCCCCGGCAACCCCCUCCUACAAUCCCCCGACCUAACCCGCCUGCACGCCCUCGCCCAACGCCACGGCGCCGUCCUCGUCGUCGACGACACAGUCGGCACCUACACCUCCCUCAACCUGCUCCAGCACUGCGACGCCAUCGUCACCAGCUUGACCAAGAUGUUCAGCGGCGGGUGCAACGUCAUGGGCGGGAGCGUCGCGCUCAACCCAGACUCCCCACACCAAAGCUCCCUAAAAGAAGUUCUGGAGAACAAACAAGACGAGGAGGCGGAGCGGGCGUGGUUCUGGGAAGAUGUACUCGUCAUGGAGGAGAACAGUCGGGAUUUUGCGGCGAGGGUGCACCAGGCGAGCGGGAAUGCCGAGGUUGUAGUUGGGCUGUUGAGGGCGAGUGAGGUGGUGAGGGAGGUGUUUUAUCCGCUUGGUGCGCCCACGCAGGACGUGUAUGAUCGGUAUCGGGUUGAGGGGGGCAAGUAUGGGUUUUUGCUGUCGAUCCGGUUUACGAGUCCUGCGAGGGCGGUGGCGUUUUAUAACGCGUUGGAUGUGGCUAAGGGGCCGAGCUUGGGGACGAAUUUUACCUUGUGCUGUGCGUACACUUUGCUGGCGCACUACAAGGAGCUGGAGUGGGCGGCUGAGUAUGGGGUGGUGGAGGAUCUGGUGAGGAUCAGUGUGGGGUUGGAGGAGCGGGAGUGGUUGGAGAUGAGGGUACAGAAGGCGUUGAGGGCUGCUGAAGAAGGUAUGGAUAUAUUCAGGAGGGUUGGCACAUGA